AUUUUAAAAAAAAACUUUUUUUUUUGUAACUAUUAUUUUUUUACCUUUUUAUUUUAAAAACAUAAUAUAAGUUGACAAUAUUUUGUUUCCUUUUUUAGAAGAUAUCGAAUUUGAAAUAAUGAAAUCCUAUUGGUUGGUGAACCUAGAGAUUCACCUUAGGGGGUGAACCCAAGAAUUACUCAUAUUUGGAUGUCCAUGUAGCUCAAAAAUUGCUAAUGAUAGUAGAUUGAGUCUAAGAUUCAGGUUUAUGAUGAUAAAAAUUAAAUAGGCUUUUACUAAAUAAGCCCAUGAAGCCAUGAUGUGUUGAUAGAUUCAGAUUCAUUAAGUAAACUGUAAACCACGGACAAGGAGCAAGUAGUUUGCAACUUCUUAAACUGAACUCAUGGCUUCUUUUUGGAUGACCGUUGCAACGGCCAAGAAGACUUGGACGCCGUCGAGAAAAAUUCAAGGACAUUAUAUUUUCUCUGUUAGUCAGAGAGAGAGACCCAAGAGAACAUACAUAUCGAUGAAGCAGAAAGAAGAUGAGGAGAAUGUCUAAUGACCAUGUGAGUUUACUAUUAGACUUUUUAUUUAUUUUAGCUAUCUCUUGUUAACAAUAUGUCUCUGUCAAUGAACCAAAUUAGGUAAUAGGAAACGGUUAAUUUAGACAAGAAAGAGAGGAAUAAACGGCAAAAAUGAAGCGUUGAGAGAUGAGAGGCUAAGAACAUUUCACUCCCUCCAUCUCUUUUGCAUCUCCUCAUGUCUCUUCCUCUCUCUCUGCUUUUCCAGGCUGAGACACUAUUAAGGGAAUAAACCAAACUAACGUUUACAAUAGACAAGCCAAUUAAAGUCCUCUUUGAAUCUUGGAACAUUACUAAUUGUUUUCUUUUAGAGUUUGUGAUUCGUAUUCUAGGAACUAACACUUAAUGUCACAUGCAUUUAAACAUGGUCCGUGUUCUUGAUUUCUUGAAAACAUUGUUUGUGUUAUUAUAACUAUCGCAUUACAAUCUCUUUUUUUCCUUUUUAGAGUUUGACAUGAUUUGAUUUUCCCUCACUUUGUCUUUUAAAUCAACAAGGAAGCGUUUGAUCAUAUCAGGUAAAAAAAAGUGAUUCUAAAAUAUUUUGUCUCUUUGAACAAGCAUCUUGAGGUUAACGAGAUUGGUCCCUGCAGGCAAGAGCUGUCUUAUAACCAAAAGAUAUUCCAAAGAUGGACUUAGCUUCCAAGAAGAGCACAUCUAAUGACACCACCAAGGAGAUAGACCCUACCUUGAUACCCAAGUCACCUCACGCUCCAUUUUCUCUUAAACUAGGAGACAAUGUUCCGAGAAACCCUCAUUUUGAUCUCAAAAAGAUGGAUCCCCUCGUCAGACACCAACCCUCAAAGUCACCUGAACCCCCCACCGCAACCAGAGGGGGAACCAACGAGGCUGAUUCAAAGCACAGCGAAGGUGAUGGCUUAGGAACGAGGAAGAAUCCUCCUAAGAAUCUUCACUAUGAUCCCAAGAAGAUUGUUCCAUUAACCACACCUGAAACACCCUCACCAAGCGCCAGAACUCAUCCUCAACGUAGGACAAAAUCUCCAGACAACAAGAGAGCCCCCAGACACAAUGCAGACUCUGCCUAUGGUGAUUGCCCUUCAGCUACACCUUUCAAGCCUCACACGGGAGGUGACGUGAGAUGGGACGCAAUUAACUCGGUUACUUCAAGAGGGCCUCAGAUAGGUCUAGACAGCUUCAGGCUUCUGAAACGUCUAGGGUAUGGGGACAUAGGCAGCGUCUAUCUCGCUGACUUGCAAGGGACAAGUGCGGUUUUCGCAAUAAAGGUGAUGGAUAAGGCCUCGUUGGCUAGUAGAAACAAGUUGCCGAGGGCUCAGACCGAAAGAGAGAUCUUAUCCUUGCUUGAUCAUCCCUUCUUGCCAACCCUUUAUUCUUACUUUGAGACCGACAAGCUCUACUGCCUUGUCAUGGAGUUCUGCAGCGGAGGAAAUCUACAUUCUCUCAGACAGAAGCAGCCCAACAGGCGUUUCACAGAAGAAGCCGCGAGGUUCUACGCGUCUGAAGUGUUACUAGCAUUGGAGUAUCUACACAUGUUGGGAGUUGUAUACAGAGACUUGAAGCCAGAGAACAUUUUGGUUCGAGACGAAGGACACAUAAUGCUUUCAGACUUUGACCUUUCCCUCCGUUGCACCUUUAACCCCACUCUCGUGAAGUCCUCCUCCGUCUGUAGCGGAGGAGGUGCUAUCCUCAACGAGGAGUUCGCCGUCAACGGCUGCAUGCAUCCCUCAGCCUUCCUCCCACGUCUCCUCCCUUCCAAGAAAACACGCAAAGCCAAGUCCGACUCCGGCCUUAACGGCCUCUCCAUGCCAGAGCUCAUGGCUGAGCCAACAGAUGUACGGUCAAUGUCCUUUGUGGGCACACACGAGUACUUAGCUCCAGAGAUCAUACGUGGCGAGGGACAUGGAAGUGCUGUAGACUGGUGGACGUUCGGGAUCUUUCUCUACGAGCUCUUACACGGAACAACACCGUUCAAAGGACCAGGGAAUAGAGACACGCUCCACAACGUUGUUGGUCGGCCUCUGAAGUUCCCAGACCUCCCUCACGUGAGCUCAGCCGCGCGUGAUCUCAUUCGCGGUCUUCUAGUGAAGGAUCCUCACAGAAGAAUCGCUUACACACGAGGAGCAACGGAGAUAAAGCAACACCCUUUCUUUGAAGGUGUGAAUUGGGCUCUGGUGCGUAGCGCUGCACCGCCGCACAUUCCUGACCCUGUUGACUUGGGACCGUUGACUGCUGCUAGAGGGAAGUCCAAGGGACAUGGAGGUAGUGAUCACUAUAAUAACCCAAUGAAGCCUGAUGCUCAGGUCGCUUGUGCUGCUGGGCCUGCUACUCCCACUGAUGAUACUGCUUAUGUAGACUUUGAGUACUUUUAGACACAGCAACACCCUAAGCUUGAGAGAUUCUAUAUGUUUUUCUUGUUCAUACUCUUAAUUUUUUUGACUAAUACAGUUUGUGCUAUGUAAAGAGAAACAAAUGACUUUAUUUGUCCACAAGAAAAUUACUGAAGCUUUAACUAGAGAUUGAUUCGAAUUAAGGGAAAACUAGGUGGUGGGUAUAAACAUUAAAAAUAAAUAAUAUAUUGUGUUUAUAAUUUUAUAAUUUUGAAAUAAUAACCAUAUCAUAAAAAAUAACCUUUCAAUUUUAAAUAGUUUGAAAAUCAAAAGUCUUAGUAUUGUAUAAUCUUUGAAGACUAUUGAGAUAUAGUGAUAAUUAUAAAAUUUUAAUUUAAGUUUCCAAAAUUUUUUUUGACAUAAUUUGUGACUAAUAAAAAAAACUAAAGAUUAAU
This is a messenger RNA of Brassica rapa (field mustard), 3318 nucleotides long. RefSeq names its product serine/threonine-protein kinase AGC1-5. NCBI's taxonomy places the organism in Eukaryota, Viridiplantae, Streptophyta, Magnoliopsida, Brassicales, Brassicaceae. The record is from RefSeq and is a predicted model, not a curated record. Gene Ontology annotation, biological process: protein phosphorylation. Gene Ontology annotation, molecular function: protein kinase activity; ATP binding.